AUAGGCGCUCACACGUCUUUUAGAUGUGAAGGUGCUUCUCUGUAUACCUAAGACGUUCAAUGUCACAAUCUAAACAUUACUUUUAAUUUCUUUACUCUUUGUUUAUUUUCAUUUGGUCUGAUUCUUUCUCAAACUAUAUAUAGUAACACCACGAAUUUCAUGGGAAAAUAGUAUUCUCUUACCACAACCACAUCUGUCUCCCUUGGCCUUUAACAAAACACCCUCCUCUCUUGCAUUCUUUCCUCUAUUCCCUUCUCUAAUUCUCGUAUUCGCUUUCGUUGUUCGCCUUUCUUCUCUUAGAUCUCCCUUAAUUCUUACGUUGUUCAGCUGAUCUUGUUAGUCUUACAUCAGAGAACAAGAGAACAGAGGAAAUAUUAAGUUAGAUUAUUUCUGUUUUUAUCAUUGACUUUGAAAAGAGGGAGCAGAUUAGAUCUGUUUUGCUCCCUUAACUACUUUCCAAUGCAUAUGCAUCGGUCAUCUUCGUCGCCGUCGUUUUUGCCAUCAAUAUGCUCUGUUCAUACUUUCAUUGGCUUAGCCGUGAUCUUAUGUGUGUAUUUCACAUUACAGACCUCAAUAUCACUCCAAGAUAAAUCUCUUCCAUCUGAACAAAUCAAAACUACCCUGCCUUCGUCUAUUCUUCUACCUCAACAAUACGAUUCCAAUGACAUGAAUUUCAAUGAGAUUCCGACGAUGGAGCAACCACCUCCUCACUCCAAUGAAAAAACAAUACUCCGUUCUCCUCCGAAAGCAGAGAUCCUAGGCUUAGCCCGAGACUUUGACAUUGCUUGGGGAAAUGGUAGAGGAACUUUUCAUGAUAAUGGUACGCUUCUUACUCUUUCCCUAGAUAAAAACUCGGGUUCUGGAUUUGAGUCCAAGAACAGAUUUCUGUUUGCAAAGAUUGAUAUGAAGAUUAAGCUCAUUCCUAAUAACUCUGCUGGUACUGUCACUACUUUUUACAUGUCCUCGAAUGGAUCAACCCAUGAUGAGAUAGAUUUCGAGUUCUUAGGUAAUGUGAGUGGCCAGCCCUAUACUAUACACACCAAUAUUUACUGUCAAGGGAAAGGAAAUCGCGAGCAACAAUUUUACUUGUGGUUUGAUCCUACAGCGGAUUUUCAUAGUUACUCGAUUCUGUGGAACCCUGCUAGAAUUGUGUUCUUCGUAGAUGGUACGCCAAUUAGGGAGUUUAACAACAUGGAAGAAUUUGGUGUGCCUUUCCCAAAUAAGCAGCCCAUGAGAAUAUUCUCGAGUUUGUGGAAUGCUGAUGAUUGGGCUACUCAAGGUGGAAAAGUGCAUACUGAUUGGUCCAAAGCUCCAUUUGUUGCCUCUUUUAAGAACUUUAAAGCAAGUUCUUGUGUUUGGUCUCAUGGAUCCUCGUCGUGUGGGUCAGAUGACUUGGAUUCUGAAUCGUCGGGUUUUGAGAAUGCUUGGUUAAGGGAGGAGUUGGAUUCAAAGAGUUUAAGGAAAAUGAGACGGGUGCAACAGAAUUACAUGACUUACAAUUAUUGCGAUGAUAAGAUGAGAUUUCAUGAAGGGCUUCCUAAAGAAUGUACUACUAAAGGGUCUAACAGAGGAAGACAGUCACAGUUUCGAUGAUUCUAUUUCAUUUUUGUUAUUACAUUUUUCUUUUGUAUUUCCUCCCUUUUUAUUUUCUUAGUUUAUAUCUUUUUUGUGAGUUCGUUGUAAAAUCAUAUUAGUCAUACCACGCGGGUUAAUUACAAUGUAUUACACUAUAAUACGAAGUAUUAUUUACAUGUAAUUACAAAUUUAAAUUGAAGAUGAGGAUGUUGUUUACAUGAUUUU
Chenopodium quinoa (quinoa) is the source of this 1800-nucleotide messenger RNA. RefSeq names its product xyloglucan endotransglucosylase/hydrolase protein 22-like. Gene Ontology annotation, biological process: xyloglucan metabolic process; cell wall biogenesis. The coding region runs from base 460 to 1593 and encodes 377 amino acids. The transcript has a single exon. Gene Ontology annotation, molecular function: xyloglucan:xyloglucosyl transferase activity; hydrolase activity, hydrolyzing O-glycosyl compounds. The record is from RefSeq and is a predicted model, not a curated record. Lineage: Eukaryota; Viridiplantae; Streptophyta; Magnoliopsida; Caryophyllales; Amaranthaceae. Gene Ontology annotation, cellular component: apoplast; cell wall.